CCCAUAUACAACUGAACCUCAUUACCUCUCUUGAAAAUCACCACAAGAGGCCAGAAAAGGGUCAGUUGAUCUUCAACAUGCGUUUCCAAGUAUCAGAAGGUACAUUCAACGAAAUCCACGACUACCUAUCAAUCAUGUUCGCCGCUUACUCAGAUCCCUUACACCCCUUCGUCUCCGCCCUACUUCCCGGCAUCUCAUCCCAGGACCCCGCGAUCUACACACAAGGUAAGUAUGACGAAGCUGAACGAGCGUUGAGCAGGUGGAAAGCCAAUCCGUUCGAGAAGUGGGUAAAAGUUGUCGAUACGAAUACUGGUGAGAUCGUUAGUGUGUCGAGAUGGCAGAUAUACACCCGGAAUCCGUUUCCGAAUGGAGCACCGAAUGUGGAGGUUGCGUGGCUCCCGGAUGGCGGGCGUCUUCGGGAAUACUGCACGUAUAUCACGAAUUCUCGACUGGAGCGUCAGGCUAGUCGAUGCUCAUUUCCUCAUAUUUGGCUCAAUAUGAUGGGCACCCUGCCCCAGCAUAGGGGUCGAGGUGCAGCUUCUCUUAUGCUAAAGUGGGGCAUUGAAAAGGCUGAUAGUUUGGACUACGAGAUGUUCGUUGAAGCUGCGGAUAGUACGGGUGGUCAUGUCUACCGGCAAAUGGGAUUCGUAGCAGUUGAUGAGUACUGGACUAGGAGACUUGAAUCAGAGCCAGACUCUGACUGGAUAGAACUUGAGGAGAAAUACCCUUUCAAAGCGACGUGGAUGAUGCGGCCGAAGCAGGGACGUUCUACCGUCAACGGGACUGGAGUUGGGAGAUGAAUCAUUGUUUUGAUUUUAAAAGAUUUCGUACAGAAAGGCACAGGACGAGUUACGUAUACAUAGGACCGAUAAUGAGCUCCUGCAUGAAUUGCGAAUUAUAGAUUGGCAAUUUAUAC
Messenger RNA from Mollisia scopiformis, 916 nucleotides. Its product is annotated as GNAT acetyltransferase-like protein. The coding region runs from base 78 to 800 and encodes 240 amino acids. The record is from RefSeq and is a predicted model, not a curated record. Gene Ontology annotation, molecular function: acyltransferase activity, transferring groups other than amino-acyl groups. The transcript has 3 exons. Lineage: Eukaryota; Fungi; Ascomycota; Leotiomycetes; Helotiales; Mollisiaceae.